AUGAGCAAAGGUUUUCGGAUCGGCGUCGACGUCGGGGGAACGAAUACAGAUGGUGUUCUUCUCGACCCGUUAGCCAACGCUACUUCCAAUCGAGGGAUUCUUGCUUGGAAUAAACACCCCACGACGCCCAAUCCCAGCCAAGGUAUCGAGAAUGUCAUCACGACUCUUCUGCGCGAUGCAAAAGUGGACGUUAAUAGUGUGGCCAGUGUCACUAUUGGUACAACACAUUUCAUUAAUGCUGUAGUGGAGAAAGACCAAAACCGCCUGAAACCUGUCGCUGUCAUCCGUCUGUGCGGUCCAUUCUCACGAGAUGUGCCGCCGGGUAUAGAUUGGCCUCCGGAUCUGCGGGACAUGAUAUGCACGUAUUGCGGCUUCGUUGAUGGUGGACUCGAACUUGAUGGUCAGCUCAUCUGCGGUAUCAAAGAGAUCCAGAUUGCCGAAGAAUGUGCAAAGAUCAAGCAAAAGCACAUCAAGUCGAUCGUAAUUAACGGCAUUUUCUCACCCUUGGAUAUGAUUGAGAACCAGGAGGAAACAGUCCGUGACUGGGUGAAGAAAUAUUAUCCAGAAGCGGAUGUUGUCUUGUCUAAAGAAGUCGCAAACCUCGGAUACUUGGAGCGAGAGAAUGCGGCCAUCCUCAAUGCUUCGAUCCUCUCUUUUGCGCGAAAAACUAUCUUGUCAUUCCAAAAAGCGAUUCACAGACUCAAUCUCCACUGUCCUGUUUUCAUCACUCAGAAUGAUGGCACGAUCCUGCCCGCACCUCUUGCAGCCAGAUUACCCAUCCGUACCUUUUCUAGCGGUCCUACCAACUCAAUGUGUGGCGCAGCUUUCCUUCUUCAGGGCCGUCAUCACAAAGAAAGCAUGCUGGUCGUUGAUAUUGGAGGUACCACCACUGAUUGUGGCAUGCUUCUUCCGAGCGGCCUCCCUCGGCAAGCCGCUUCAGUGACAGAGGUGUCUGGCGUAAGAUUGAACUUUUCCUGCCCGGACGUGAAGAGUAUCGGUCUUGGCGGUGGUUCUAUCGUCCGCAAGUCGGCCACAUCCUCCCCGUUGACCAUCGGUCCUGAUUCUGUUGGUCAUCGUAUCCAACAGGAAGCUCUUGUCUUUGGUGGUAAGGUCCGUACGGCCACGGAUUACGCGGUCGCUUCACAAAACCUUAUCACGAUUGGGGAUGCCGCCUUGUCUCUCCGAGUGCUUGAUACAGACGAGGUAAAGGAGUAUCAAGUCGUUAUUAAGAGCAUGCUGGAGCGAAUCAUUGACACGAUGAAGACGAGCGCUGAAGACAUUCCCGUACUUCUCGUUGGUGGAGGUGCCAUUCUUGCUCCCGAUAAACUUGAUGGUGCGAGUACUGUGGAGAAACCAGAGUAUGCUGCCGUAGCCAACGCCAUUGGUGCAGCUAUUGCGAGGGUUUCGGGAGUUGUUGACACCGUUGUGAGCACUUUAGACAAGUCAAGCCACGCUGUAAUGGAGGAGGUGUCCAAAGCUGCCAUCGAGAGAGCUGUUGCCAGUGGUUCUCUUCGAGAAACGGUCAGCAUUGCAGAAAUAGACGAUAUCCCGCUCCCGUACAUAGCAAAUAAAUCCCGAAUUAUCGUCAAAGCCAUUGGCGACUUCGACUUCUCCGUCACUUCUAAGAGCACAUCCCUUUCUCUGAUGGACGAUGACGACGACGACGGUGAAGACACUAUUGCGGACAAAAAACCUCUCCGAGGCGGCUCUUCCGUCCAAGCUAUAACGGCAGCUGAAAUAAUAGCAUACAAACCAACGGUGACCUCUUCAAGAGAGUGGAUUAUAUCCGAGGUUGAUCUGGAGUGGAUAUCGAUUGGAUGUUAUAUCUUGGGCACUGGCGGUGGUGGGACCCCAUAUCCUCACUUUAUUAAGUGUCGGGAGCUGCUGAGGAAGGGAGCCGUGAUGAGGGUCACAUCGCCGGAUGACUUGCCGGAUGAUGCAGUGGUUGCUACUGGAGGGGGGAAGGGUAGCCCAGCUGUUGGCAUUGAGAAGUUAUCUGGAGAUGAAAUGAUGCAAUCCCAGAGGGUGUUGUAUGCUCAAGUUGGAUAUCAACCUACCGUUACCAUUGCGCUGGAAAUUGGAGGUGGGAAUGGAUUACAAGGUCUGUUUUUGGGCGCCUCUUGCAAUAUGAAUCUCCCCACGGUUGACGGCGACUGGAUGGGGCGUGCAUAUCCAGUCGGGUGGCAGAUUACACCUGUUGUAUGGGGAGGUGACAAACCGCAAUUUAUCCCACAAAUUUUCCUCGAGGGUACAACGGAGAAAUUGGUUGAACGCGCUUUUCGCGCUGCACUCUCUGAGAUGGGCAGUCACGUUGCCUGUGCUAGAGGGCCUAUCACUGGAGCAAAGACCAAAGCAUUCGCUGUCCAACACACGAUCUCCCUUUCGUGGCGAAUAGGACGCGCAGUCGCCCUCUGUCGAGCCAAAAACGAGAUCGACUAUGUGUCCGAAGCAAUCAUCUCUGAAGCCGGAGGGCCCGAGUCCGCCAAAGUGCUUUUCAAAGGUAAAAUCGUACAAGUCGAACGUCGCACCAUCAAAGGGCACCUGUUUGGGGAGAUCGUCAUUAAAGCCGCAGACGUCAGCGGGAGCGGAAAUAUGGGAGAGGAAUUCACCGGGAGUAUGAAGAUCCCGUUCAAGAACGAGAAUCUCGUUGCGAAGACUGUAGCGGAGGAUGGGGCGGAGGAGAUCGUCGCAGCUGUACCAGAUUUGAUAUGCGUGUGCGAUGCGGCGAAUGGUGGUGCAAUCGGCACGCCAGAGUAUAAGUAUGGGCUGUUGGUUGUGGUUAUUGGGAUACAAGCGUCGGAUAAGUGGACUGCGAUACCGAGGGGUAUAGAGAUUGGAGGGCCGAGAGCCUUCGGGAUUGAUGUUGACUACAAGCCACUUGGGAAGUUUAACCCGCCGGUGAGUGUUAUUGAUGAAUAUGUCACGCAAUAG
Molecule: messenger RNA, 2931 nt
Organism: Guyanagaster necrorhizus
Lineage: Eukaryota; Fungi; Basidiomycota; Agaricomycetes; Agaricales; Physalacriaceae
Product: DUF917-domain-containing protein
Exons: 10
Coding region: 1-2931 (976 amino acids)
Molecular function (GO): hydrolase activity
Source: RefSeq, a predicted model, not a curated record